CAGUAUGGCCGGCGACAUUAGCUAGCACUCGCUCACAGUAUUCUCUGUAAAGGGGAAGACCGUAAAACCAAGAAACUACAUCUGGAUUGCUAAAGGACUGUACCUAGACAAUAAAUUAUAACUAUCAAGCAAGGACUAAUUAAGUUGAGAAAAAUAACCAACGUAUAAUUUCUGUUGUUGGUGUCUGUUGUCUCACGAUGGAAGAGAACGGUGCACACUUCUUCGAAGGGACCGAGAAGCUGUUGGAGGUGUGGUUCUCCCGGCAAGAUGAGACCAAAGGAACUGGGGACCUCCGCACCAUCCCAAGGUUUGAGUGGGACAAACUUCUGGAGAAUGUGCAUUGUUUGAUCAUUAGUGUGACAAAAACUGACAAGCAGGAAGCUUAUAUACUCAGUGAGAGUAGCAUGUUUGUCUCCAAGAGACGUUUCAUUUUGAAGACAUGUGGUACCACCCUCUUACUUCAAGCGCUGGUGCCCCUGCUGGAGCUCGCCAGAGAGUACUGCGGCUUUGAUGCCAUCGAGAAUUUCUUCUAUUCUCGCAAGAACUUCAUGAAGCCCAGCCAUCAGGAGUUCCCUCACCGGAAUUUCCAGGAGGAAGUGGAUUUUCUGAGCCAGAUUUUUCCAAACGGAGCAGCCUACUGUAUGGGUCGUUUGAAUUCUGACUGCUGGUACCUUUUUACUCUGGAUCUGCCAGAGUUCUGGGAGAACAAGCAUGCGGAUCAGACCCUGGAAGUUCUGAUGAGUGAUCUCGACCCAGCGGUGAUGGACCAGUUCUACAUGAAAGACGGUGUUUCUGCAAAUGAUGUCACUCGUAUGAGUGGAAUUCGUGACCUGAUCCCAGGUUCUGUGAUUGAUGCCACAAUGUUCAACCCUUGUGGAUAUUCCAUGAAUGGAAUGAAAACAGAUGGAACUUACUGGACAAUCCACAUCACUCCAGAGCCAGAGUUCUCUUACGUUAGCUUUGAAACCAACCUCUCCCAAACUUCCUAUGAAGAUCUCAUCCGCAAGGUUGUGGAUGUCUUCCAGCCAGGGAAAUUUGUGACUACGCUUUUUGUCAACCAGAGCUCCAAGUGUCGCAGUGUUUUCUCCUCCGCCCAGAAACUCGAGGGCUACAAGCGCCUGGAUCGCCAGUUGGCCCAGUUCAACGAUUACAAUUUUGUUUUUAACAGUUACGCCAAGAACCGCCAGCAGAACCAGCAGAGCUGAACGAGAGAAAUGAAGAAAAAGCGUAAAAAGAAAGCCGGCCGCCGAGAGCGAUUGCUCGGCCGCCGUCUUCCUCCUCCUCCUCCUCCUCCUUCUAUUUCUUCUGUUCUUCUGACAUUCUGUGACGAGGUUCUUGGCCAUGAUAAGGAUGAUAGCACCUCGGCCAAGAGGUUUAGUUUCCCCCUGUCCAGUUUGAAUCGUAUGCCUACUACUUGUACCUAUGACUUAGCCCUCUUGCAUGAAAGCUCCCCUGUUCGUGUAGAUAUCCUAGCUCACUCUUGCUGUGAUCUUGAAGUGCAUGUAGAGGAAUUACAGCAGCUGGUUUGGAGGCGGUGGGCAAGAGGGCGAGGGCAUCGCCCUCCUUUCUGCCACCACCGGCCCUUCCUGCAGGUGUCCCCCCUCAUCCCCCACAGACAAGGCUUCCGUGCUCACUAGGCCUGUACCCUGGCAUGCUGAGAUUGGGCCCCAGACUGCUAACGCGUGUUGUGUGGGUCCACCCAACCCCUCCGCCUCGCAGUUCUCCAUGACCACCUCCUCUUUCUUCUCCUACCGCUCUGUCUCGAGCUCAAACUCACUGUGCAAAAAUAAAUAACCCCUCCGGAUGAAGCAUCUUUGCCAUAAUUAGGGCAGGGCAGGGUUAGUUUAGCUUGUCCCCCCACCCCCCCCUCUCCCUGUGUGGUGUGGUUGUUACUUGUUAACAGGGUUCCUCUAACCAUGACACUCGUAGCACGCUACAGGGAUAGCGAUUUGACUUUUCACUUAAACUACAUCCAUUUACCACCCAUGUAAAAAUGAAAAUCUUCAAGGCAAAUAAAAAUGAGUUGAAUAUCAAAAUAAAUAAAUAAAAUUUGCAUAAUAAAUAAUAUGUUUAAAUAUCAAAAUAAAUACAUAUAAAUUUGCGUAAUAAAUAAUACACUUAUUGAACAGUUAUUUAACAGCUUGUCUGCCUUAGCCUGACAAUUGGCUAAAUUAAUCUGACAAUUGCCUUAGCCUGACAAUUGGCUAAAAAUAAACUGCUUUUCAGGGCACCAGUCACCGAAUUGAAACAUAGCUUGUGUUUGGUUGGUCAGCUAGAUAGAUGUGCAAUGUAUACGAAUGGCUUGCACUUUUAAGCCAACGGUCAGGCCAGUAGAACGAGGAUGUAGUCCACCCCUCAUUAGAGAUUUCACCACUAAUCUGUGGUUAUGCAAUUUGCUGAUAAGUCACAGGUGUCCACCACUAACUGUUGGGUAGUUUUCAGUUCAGGUGUUUCUGUUCCGGUCCAAAUUGAAUGUAGAUGUUUUAAAAAAAAAAAAACAACUAAUAAAAAAAACAACUUUAGGCGUUUGAAUGUAGUUUCAUUUGAAAACUGAAAUCUGGAAGGUCCUAGUUGGCCUUUUCUGAAGAAUGUUUAUGUGCUGAGGACACCUUAGGUGUGGGCCCUACCUAUAGCCUCACCAAAUGCCACUGCACUUAUUGUUUGAAGGGAGGUAGAUGGGUGUGGGGUCUCGCCCCCUGCCCUCACCACCCCCACCCCACCACCACCCUCUCCGAAUGAUGCUUGACCACCGCUGUGCGACUGCCCUCCACAUCGUAAUUGUCAGUGCGCUCAAUGAAUUGGGACUCUUUUGCUUAGACCAGCGCUAGCCCAGCAAAGCACUUUCUCUUUCGCUAAACAAUGUCUGUCCACCUCUGACCUCUGACCUCUGACCUGUCGCCCUCUUGUUGCCAUCACUUCUCUUUCGGUGUGUGUCGCUUUCCCCCUCCCGUACAUAAAUUGGUGACCAACACAAUGGGUUACAACCAAUCUGAGCAUGCCAGGGUCAUCCCGGAUCAUUCCACACUAAACUGUUGCAUAAACUGCCGUUUUAUUAAUUUUAUUGUGCACAGACAGUUUUUUUUUUUUUUUUUUUCCUCCCUGCCCCACUGUCAUGAACAGGUCCCCCAAAUGUGACUCCACUGCACUUUUUUUGGAGUUCGCAUCAAUGCCCCUUUUGUUUACGUUGACGGAAAGAUCCUGUGUUCCAAUGGUGCAUGUGACUACUAGUGCUGUAUUGCUUGACAGUUGUAUGUGCUGCAUUUCUCGUUCCUCAUGUAUAAGUAAAAAAAGAGAAAGAAAAGGAAAAAUAAUUCAAAUCAGUGUCCUUUUUCCUCACUUGUUAAGUUACAUAAAAAUGUAUAAAAAGAGAAAAAAAACUGUAGAUGAUAGGAUCGGGGCAUCCUGAUAAUGUUUUGAGAACAGGUGGUGACUCCUUCCUGAUAUAUAUAUUUUUUUUUUCUUUCUUUUUUGAUUAUUCCCAUCUAAAGUGCUGAAAGCAGGUCUGACUAUUCAGUUGGUUGUUGAAACAAACCCGUGUGGGCUUUUGUCAUUCGAUUGCAGUUUUGCUGAAAGGCAUUUUGAAGAGGGGACUGUUCUUUUCCAUUGGCCAGUCAGUAGUCUUCAUGAAGCUUCUCCUGCCAGAGAUUGCAGACUGAGUGGUGAAAUUUGCUGACUUGAGAGCAGGAGAGGAGACCGGUUUUUAGUGGAGUUGAGUAGGAGAGUUGGAGACUCAAGCCCUGAACUGCUUUCAGCACUGCGGGAUAUUUUUCAAAUGUAUUUUUAUUUGAAAAGGAUAGGAAUGCGUUUUAGGUAGAGGUGGGAGAGAGAGCGAGAACACGGAUAAGCUCCUAUAAGACUCUGAAAGGAUGCGAGUUGCACACUGUUGAAACCGACACAGACUUAGUUUCUGAAGAAGAAUGUGAUGUUACAAGUGGACCACUUCAAUGGAGCAACACAUUCGCAAGGCAAGGACCUGUGCAAUGUUGACAAUUGGCAAAGUCUCCUCCAGUAAGGCCUGUUGUGGAUUGAGGAGUGGGUUUUGUUCAAUUUUCACUUUUGCCAGAGGACCAACAAGCCAGCUCUUUGCCUUCCGAUUGCGUUAGGCUUCAGUAUCGCCAUAGUUAGAGGCAGCCAUAGUUCUAUAGGAGCGUAUGUUGUACUAGCGAGGACAUUAGCAUAAGCACUGUCAAACACAAGAUUUUAUUUUCUGGAUGAAGUCAUAUUUUGGAGCGAAAGUUUGAGAAGUGGAUAAUUCAAGUUGACGAAGUUUGGAGCAUUAUGGGGUUUUUUUGUUUUGUUUACUUUCUAAAUAUACAAGAUGACUAAUGACAUUUUUUGCAGUCAAGCUAUUUUUUUACAAUACAUUUUUGUAAGGGAUGCGUUUCUGCUGCGGACCAAUAACAUAGGGUUUUUUUUGUCUAUUUUUUUAUUUUGGAUGUUAAAAACCAGUGUUCCAAACUUUAAUUUGUUCUGAAGUUAAGCGGCUAGAUAAUCAAAAUCAUGUUUUUUUUUUUCCUCCUUCUCUGCCUUCCCCUGGUGUCGUUGAGAUCCCUGGGAAAGGCAGAAACCACCAGCCUCCUCUCCCGUGAGGAAGGGCGCCAUGACAGGAUUUGGUAUCAGGAUGUGUCGAAGGGAAGACUUUGCUGUUCUAAUUCUCUUGCUAUUCUCUGCUUGGUCAAGAUGUGCUAAAUAUAUCUGUACUGAGCUUGAUGCUUUAAUAAAAAAGAAAAUAAAAAUC
Messenger RNA from Alosa alosa (allis shad), 4738 nucleotides. It is a transcript of the gene amd1, whose product is annotated as adenosylmethionine decarboxylase 1. NCBI's taxonomy places the organism in Eukaryota, Metazoa, Chordata, Actinopteri, Clupeiformes, Clupeidae. The transcript has 9 exons. The record is from RefSeq and is a predicted model, not a curated record. Gene Ontology annotation, biological process: spermine biosynthetic process; spermidine biosynthetic process. Gene Ontology annotation, molecular function: adenosylmethionine decarboxylase activity. Gene Ontology annotation, cellular component: cytosol. The coding region runs from base 198 to 1205 and encodes 335 amino acids.